Molecule: messenger RNA, 3211 nt
Organism: Tachysurus fulvidraco (yellow catfish)
Lineage: Eukaryota; Metazoa; Chordata; Actinopteri; Siluriformes; Bagridae
Product: macrophage mannose receptor 1-like
Exons: 9
Coding region: 35-3211 (1058 amino acids)
Source: RefSeq, a predicted model, not a curated record
UCGAACAGAAAAUUACACAUGGAUAAACCAGCCAAUGACUUGGACAAAAGCUCAGCAGUACUGCAGAGAGCAUUAUACUGACUUGGCCAGUGUGACAAAUCCAACAGAUAAUCAAAGAAUCUCAAACCUUACAGUUGGCACUGUGGCUUGGAUUGGUUUAUACAGGACCAGACUCUGGUCAGACAAACAGGUAUCCACAUAUGAAAAUUGGAGACCAGCCACCUAUCAACAGCCAGACAAUGGUAUUAAUAAUCCCUGGGAAUCCGGAAAUCAGCACUGCACUGCUGUCUCAUUCAGAGACUCAGGUCAUUGGACAGAUGAGGACUGCAUAUCCACCUUCCCUUUUAUCUGCUAUAACAGAUCAUCAUGCACCCUCCAUCAGUAUCACUUUGUUAAUGAGAAAAAGACCUGGACUGAAGCCCAGAGCUACUGCAGAGAGAAUUACACUGACCUGGCAACCAUUAAUAACAUGGAGGAAAUGAACACACUCCUUAACACAGUAAAUGGAAUCUACUCAGGUUUAGCCUGGAUUGGACUGUAUGAUGAUCUGAACAGCUGGAGAUGGUCUCUGGGUGAUGAUGCUUUCUACAAGAAUGGAGAGAGAGACUUUAGAAGAUGGUAUAUAAAUGAACCGAGGAACUGGAAUGAAAAUAGAGAAAAUUUCUGUGUAUAUUUUGCAGUUUAUGAAGCAGUUUGGAAAGAAGCCUCUUGUUCUACAACACUUCCAUUUAUGUGUUUUGAUGGCAGAGUGAAUGCCAGUGAGAGAUAUGUCCCGGUUUAUCAGCACAUGAACUGGACUGAAGCUCAGAAAUACUGUAGAGAACAUUACACAGACCUGGCCAUUGUGAGGAACAAGACUGAGAACCAGAAGAUCAGAUUGUUAUUAGCUAAUUAUAAUAAACUAGAUGAUAAUCAUUAUUAUAAUUACUAUGGUGAUAACUAUUAUUUUUAUUAUUAUUAUUACUAUUAUAAGCAUAAACCUUAUUGGAUCGGCUUGUACAGAACCAGUGUUUGGUCGGACCAAAGCAACUCUUAUUUCAGCAACUGGAAACCUGGACAAUCAGAUAAUUACACACAGAAUGAAUCCUGUACUGCUGUGUCAUUUAAUGAUGAUAAUUAUGGGAAAUGGACAGAUGAAAACUGUGGCCAAACUUUUCCAUUCCUCUGUUAUAGCACAAUACCAUCAACAUCCUCUCAUCAGUAUCACUUUGUGAAUGAGAAUAAGACCUGGAUCGAAGCACAGAGAUACUGCAGAGAGAAUUACACUGACCUGGCUACUGUUGAUAACCUGGAGGAAAUGAACACACUCCUUAACACAGUAAAUGGCAGCUACUCGGGUUUAGCCUGGAUUGAACUGUAUGGUGAUGAUGACAGCUGGAGAUGGUCUCUGGAUGAUGAUGCUUUCUACCAGGAGGGAGAGAGAGACUUCAGAGGAUGGGAACAUCAACCUGAUAACUAUAAUGGAAAUGAGAUGUGUGUUUCCAUGGGGAAUGGAGGGCUGUGGUUUGACAAGCCUUGUACUGACAGAAAAUCAUUUGUUUGCUAUAAUGGUAAGCUCUGUCAGAAAGUGGAAACAUUUUGGUUGAGUAUGAACAACAGAUAUGUAUGGAUUUAUCAUCAAAAGAUUUGGGAAGAAGCUCAGCACUUUUGCCGAGUGCAUUACACAGACCUGGCCAGUGUGAGGCAUGAGGCUGAACUUCAGAAAAUACUGAGCAUCAUGAACGAGGACGAGGUAUGGAUAGGUCUGUAUAGGAACCGAUUAUGGUCAGAUCAGAGCAAUUCAACCUUCACAUAUUGGAGACCAGAGAGUCCAGAACCAACAGCAGAGCCUGAUAAUGGUGUGAAUUCACCUGGACAAAUUGGAAGCCAACACUGUACAGCUGUGGAUCAUUCUGGCCAAUGGACAGAUGAAAACUGUUUAGCUAGAUUCCCUUUUAUCUGCUACACUGGGUUUUUCAGCCUUGGGGUCUGUCUUCCUCAUAAGUAUCACUUCAUUAAUGAGAAUAAGACCUGGUCUGAAGCACAGAGAUACUGCAGAGAGAAUUAUGUUGAUUUAGCCUCUAUUACUAACACAGAAGAGGACUUGGCCCUUACAAACAUAACAGACAUCUGGAACAGCAGGCGAGCCUGGAUUGGUCUGUAUGAUGAUCUGAACAGCUGGAAAUGGUCUCUGGAUGAUGAUUCUUUCUACAAGGAGGGAGAGAGAAGCUUUAGAAACUGGUAUAUAGAGAAGCCAAUAGACUGGUAUGAAAUCAGUUUGUGUGUGUAUUUAUCUACUUAUGAUGGAGCUUGGUGGGAGACGUCUUGUUCCACAAUGCUUCAUUUCAUUUGUUUUGAUGGCAGAGUGAAUGCAAGUGAGAGAUUUGUCCUGGUUUAUCAGAACAUGAAUUGGACUGAAGCUCAGAGAUACUGCAGAGAACAUUACACAGACCUGGCCAUUGUGAGGAACGAGACUGAGAACCAGGAGAUUAAAUCGAUGUUUAAUAAUACGUAUUUUUCAAGUUUUUGGAUCGGCCUGUACAGAACCAUAUCUUGGUCAGAUAAAAGAAACUCUUCAUUCAGCAACUGGAAACCUGGACAACCAGAUAAUUACAGACAGAAUGAAUCCUGUACUGCUGUGUCAUUUAAUGAUUCUGGGAAAUGGACAGAUGAAAACUGUAGCCAUGCUUUUCCAUUCGUUUGUUACAGCACAAUGCUGCCAUUACUCUCUCAUCAGUAUCACUUUGUGAAUGAGAAUAAGACCUGGACUGAAGCACAGAGAUACUGCAGAGAGAAUUACACUGACCUGGCUACUAUUGAUAACAUGGAGGAAAUGAACACACUCCUUAACACAGUAAAUGGCAGCUACUCAGGUUUAGUCUGGAUUGGACUGUAUGGUGACAGCUGGAGAUGGUCUCUGGAUGAUGACGGGUUCUACGAGGAGGGAGAGAGAGACUUCAGAGGAUGGGAACAUCAACCUGAUAAUGAUGGAAAUGAGAUGUGUGUUUCCAUGGGGUACGGAGAGUGGUGGUUUGACAGACCUUGUACUGACAGAGGAUCAUUUGUUUGCUACAGUAUAAUGGUAAGGUAUGAACAACACAUAUGUAAUGAUAUAUGUUCAAAAGACUUGGGAAGAAGCUCAGAGCUUUUGCAGAGUGAAUUACACAGACCUGGCAAGUGUGAGAAAUCAGACCGAACUUCAGCAAAUAAUGAGCAUCGUGAACAGUUCUGA